This is a messenger RNA of Mesorhabditis belari, 1593 nucleotides long. The record is from the annotation of a GenBank genome assembly. NCBI's taxonomy places the organism in Eukaryota, Metazoa, Nematoda, Chromadorea, Rhabditida, Rhabditidae.
AUGGGGAUGAAAAAGGAUUUACUUCUUGUUCUUACAAUUGAAUGUGUCGUUUUUGGGGUUGUGCUUGGUUUCGUUGUUCGACCAUUCAAUCCCAGCCAAGACACAGUCAGUUUGAUCGGUUUUCCCGGAGAGAUCUUCCUGCAACUCGUUGAAAUGAUGAUUCUUCCAUUGAUUAUCUCUUCCGUCAUUUCUGCUCUCGCUCAAGUUCGACCAAAAGAUGCGCGUCGGAUUGGCUGUGUGACAGUUGUUUAUUAUAUGAUCACCACCUUCCUGUCCACGUUUACAGGAAUAAUCUUGGUAUCGUCAAUUCAUCCAGGAGACCCGGCAUUGAUUCAUUCAUUGGGUGAGGGCACUCUUGAACAUACCCCACUCUCCACUUUGGAUGCUUUCUUGGAUCAGAUCAGAAAUAUGUUUCCUGAGAACAUCGUCCAGGCCACUUUCCAACAACGACAAACAGAAUACAUCGCCAUCAAGCCGAAGUUGAUACGAAACGGUACAGGGAAUGCGACAGCUGGAGACAAGUUCAAGCCCGUGCUCACGUAUCAAAAUGAAAUGAAUGUUCUUGGCCUGGUUGUUUUCUGUACGGGAUUCGGGGUGAUUCUGUCGUUAUUGGGUGAACAGGCUCGUCUUAUGAUUGAUUUCUUUAUCGUUCUCGAUGCGAUCAUCAUGAAAUGGGUGUCAGCCUUGAUGUGGUGUUACCCUGUUGGUAUCUUGUCGCUCGUUUGUCAAAACAUUGUCAAAGUCGAGAACCUUUCCGAGACAGCUCAAGCUCUCGCCAUGUAUGUUGUGACGGUAAUUUGUGGUCUCAUGAUCCAUUCACUUCUCACUUUACCCCUUCUUUAUUUCGUGGUCACUCGGAAAAGUCCAUUCAAUUUCAUGACUGGAAUGCUUCAAGCACUGGCUACGGCUUUUGGAACAGCUUCCAGCGGAGCAACUUUACCGGUGACAUUCCGAGCAUUAGAAGAAAAUUUGAAAAUCGAUCGACGAGUCACGCGUUUUGUGUUACCUCUUGGGGCCACUAUCACAAUGGAUGGAACGGCUCUAUACGAGGCUGUGGCUGUGAUCUUUAUCGCUCAACUGCAUAAUAUCAAACUGACAAUGUUCGAUCUGCUCACAAUUAGUAUCACCACAACAGUCGCUUCAAUCGGAUCGGGAUCCGUGCCAGCCGGUCUUGACACAAUUUAUGUUGUGCUGAACACUGUGGGCCUUCCAGCAAAAGAUCUCAGUCUUUUAUUGACUGUUGAUUGGUUGCUGGAUCGAAUCCGAACUUCAGUCAAUGUUUUGGGUGAUGGCUUUGGGGCGGGGAUCAUCAAUCAUUUGUGCAAACACACAUUAGUCGAAGCGGACACCGAUGAUUUGAUACGACAAAUAAGGGAUGAUAUUAGAGUCCUUAAUGAUGUGCCGAAAAGUCCAUUGAGAGCGAUGGUUCAAUCAACUGCCACUCCUCUUGCAAUUCCAUUACAUAACUUCUAUGAUGUCGAGGAGGCCCGAGAACUGCAACCGAGACGAGUUGGUGGAAAUCUGCGGCCAUCAACGGGCUCAUCAAAUGAUGAGGAAAGACGAUCACUCACAAAUCCCCUCGAGUUCACCGUC